Messenger RNA from Fulvia fulva, 1554 nucleotides. RefSeq lists its product as uncharacterized. Bases 1 to 1554 code for a protein of 517 amino acids. The transcript is spliced from 4 exons. The record is from RefSeq and is a predicted model, not a curated record. Lineage: Eukaryota; Fungi; Ascomycota; Dothideomycetes; Mycosphaerellales; Mycosphaerellaceae.
AUGAGCACUGCGCGUGCCUCCCUUCUGAUGGCACUCGUCGGCUCGACGCUGGCCGACCAUUCUCUCGCCGAGAGGCAGACCACGCCCAUCUGCGGCAUCACCGGCACCGAAUCACAGCUACCGUCCGCCGUAUCGGUCCUACGAGCAAAUAGGAGCCCUACUGGUUGCAUCAACUUCUGCAAGAAGUCUCGAUCCUGCCGAAGCUUCGCUGUGAGCUCUACGUUCUGCUGGCUAUGCAACCACGCGGGAGGGACCAAUUUCAGAUACAACGCAGCGAGCAACUACAAGGCACCCCAUCUCAUACAACAGCUACCACCAGCUCGACCGGUGGCGGUACUAUGCCCUUUGUUGAGCCCGACGUUCAAGGUGGAUUGCAAGUCCAAGAUCACCGUUGUGCAGAACAACCAGCCAUUCUCCAUCGACAAGUCACCGCGAACCAUUCGCACGGCUGCUGGAACAACGGCCGAGGGAAUGCUUGCACAUCCACUGAAACUCAGCUCUACAAGCCGUGCUCGUCGACGCAGCAUCUACAGCGAAGGUCUAGUGCCACGCUGUGUGAAGAACCUAGAGCAGCUCGUCUGCAGGGAUAAGAAGGACGCCACUCCUCCUACCGCCAAUGGCUGGAGUAGCAAGGGAUCAGACUGGAUUCCUGAUUUCACUAUAUAUGGUGCAUGCAUCAAGGCAGCCGAACUUUACGCCAACGUCGUGGCAUCGCCAAUCGGAGCGAAGGCUUUCAUCGAUACCGGCCGGAAUCGAUGCACUUGUAUGUGUCCCAACCCAACGCUGCUGUGCGGGACCACUGCCGAGAACGCCUACUGCACCAAUAUCUUCUCGAACGAGAGAGAAAACUGUGGAGGCUGUGGACGGACUUGUCCUGAAGGCACUAAAUGCAAAGGAGGCAACUGCGUCUGCCCAAUCGACCAAUGCGGCAGCACGUGCCUCGACUUGCGACAGAACCCCUUCCACUGCGGUGCUUGCAACAACGCAUGCCUGUCAGCCGAACCCUGCUGCACCAAAGGAGCCUGUAUCGCUGCGCCAAAGGAAUGCGUCGCCGGGCUAUCCAACCCAACUUCUCAAAGCGACUUUGAACAGGACUGGAAAGUCGACGCCUGCGCCGAUUGUCGAACGGGUUACGACGAAGGCUACGACAAAAACGGCGAGAGCGAAGUCUUCGUCGUCACGCCCAAGGACAAAGGCCAUAGUGUUGUCGAGUUCUCUACGAUGAUGACGGCAUGUCCCGGUCAGAACUACAAGCUGGGAUUUGGCAUGUUCCGUGACCAAGGUUCGGACAGCUGUGAGCUCACCAUCCCAGCCGGCGGGCGGCAGCUGUCGACGAUCAAUAUUUUGAAGUGGAAUGAAAACGGCAACGAGCAGAGACUUCAGGACAGGACUAUUGAUGCUGGGUCUUUCCAAGCUGGAGGUGUGGUCCAGAAGAACAGGCUGUCAUUGAAUGUGCCGUUGGCCUUCUCGAUGAAAUGCUCGGGCGUCUUCGCGGAUAGUUUCGAUGGGCAAAAUCAAGUUCGAUUUGGGCAUUUUGCUUUAACGGCCGCCUGA